AUGUCGUGGCUUUGCGACGCUGGCGGUGGUGUCUUGUUGCUUCGUGGAGGCAGCGGGUCCAAUCUGUCAUUGCUGAUUACCUGGGCAGCAUUUGUCUCCAGCACCUCGUUUUCUUCUGCUGAUGUGGCCUGUAUGGGUGUAGUAGGGCAUGCCCAUGGCCAGAUCUACUGGGGCAGUGAUAUACCGUAUUGCGGCUCAUGCGGGUAUCAGAAGAACAACGACUACUGGCACUGGAAGAAUGUCCGAGAUUGGGAUAUUGUCCAGUCAGGUGAGGAUGAUGAGCGGGGGCAACAGUUUCCAGUAUUCUACGAUCAGGGCUCCCUUAUCGGUCAGAUUCAGGUCUACAAGAAGGGGGCAAGAGCCAACACAUACAGCGUCAUAAGUAGUGGAAGCGGUUGGUUCAACCAUGCGGGUGGCCGCAUGAAGAUCCUGGUUGACUGCAGCUGGCCGAAUCUGAACGAUGAUGACCAGAAGAAGCUCUGGCGACGCGUAGUCGAAUUUACAGACCCAGAAGGCCUCCGGCAAGCUCUGGAAAUCGGCUACAGCGCACCUAACAGAAUUACUAGCUGCCUCAAUCCCUCAAGGAAGCAACAGAAGCAGACUCCCACACCACGUGUGACAAGUCCAAACACACUUCAGCAAAGGAAGAGAUUUUCUGCUCCGUCAACCUCGAAGCAGCUUGAACACAACGCGUCCACCACUAUCUUCCCCAGUGCUCUCGUCCACGAGCCGCAAUCGAAGAAGGCAAAGAAGAAAACCACAGAAGACAUGAUGGAGAGAGUAAAGAAGGCAGAGCAGAAGGCAGAAGAAGAAGGAGCAGACAACUCUGAAGUAAAUGAAGAUGAAGCAGAGAGCCCUGACAUCAUGGUGGAGGAAGAUAUGGACGACGUUACCAGUGACGGUGGUGGCAUCACCUGGGACUCGAUUGCACGUCUUAACAGUUACAGUUCUCCAUGGUGAGGGGUUUCAGGAAGCAGGUGAUCAUGCAUUCGUGGAGGGAGAGAGGAAAGAGCACAGCCGUAGAAGGUACCAGGUUGAAGCAGGG
Messenger RNA from Boeremia exigua, 1045 nucleotides. RefSeq lists its product as uncharacterized. NCBI's taxonomy places the organism in Eukaryota, Fungi, Ascomycota, Dothideomycetes, Pleosporales, Didymellaceae. The record is from RefSeq and is a predicted model, not a curated record. The coding region runs from base 1 to 960 and encodes 319 amino acids. The transcript has 3 exons.